Penicillium pulvis is the source of this 1713-nucleotide messenger RNA. RefSeq names its product Zn(II)2Cys6 transcription factor. The transcript is spliced from 4 exons. Gene Ontology annotation, biological process: regulation of DNA-templated transcription. The coding region runs from base 1 to 1713 and encodes 570 amino acids. Gene Ontology annotation, molecular function: DNA-binding transcription factor activity, RNA polymerase II-specific; zinc ion binding. The record is from RefSeq and is a predicted model, not a curated record. Lineage: Eukaryota; Fungi; Ascomycota; Eurotiomycetes; Eurotiales; Aspergillaceae.
AUGUCUGGACGGAACGCGCCGCGCUCGAAGAGUGGCUGCAGCACCUGUCGCCGGCGCAAGGUAAAAUGCGGCGAAGAACGCCCCGUUUGCAAGCGAUGUUUGAACCUUCAUCUGAGCUGCGAAUGGGGUGUUCCUGUGAAGCGUGGCCGCAGUGCGCAAAUUCGACAUCUUCAGCCCGCUCUGACAGCUCCAGAUCAGGUGCUUUGGCCGGGGUCAGAAGCUGGUGAUAUGGUGGUGGACCUGUCGCACGACGCCCUCCUCGAUGGCUUUUCACCAGUUUCCUGGCCUGGUGAUACACUUACUUUGGAGCCUCCGCAUGUACCACCUUUUUAUCCGCCCAUCGCGCCCAUUCGAAUAGCGACGCCCCUCUACCCCCCACUGGGUGGUAACGAGCUCGCGUGUGCCAACUCUCUCACGCUCACAGAGCAUGACCAAAGAUAUUUCCAAUACUUCCCCUCGUCGUCCAUCGUUUAUUAUUAUAUGAAAGGGUGGGAUUGGAGCAGCUUGGGCUAUCUUUACCAAGGCCCAGCUGCCACGAAUAAAGUCAUUAUGCGAAUGAUUCUGGCAUUGUCCGCCAGCGACAUGCAUCGCCAUGGAUUAGCGGUCCGAUCACCAGGUCGACCGACUGCUGAAGACCACGGGCGAUAUCACUACAGCUUGGCCGUGAAGGAGUUCCGGCAACUUCUGGAGACGCCCCGGAGGCAUGUCUCCGUGGCCGAGUUGGAGAUAAUAUUUGCCACCAUGUUUCUCAUGGUCACCUAUGAAUGGCAGUUUGGAAACUCUGUGCGCCAUCUGCAGCUUCACCUACACGGGGUACGCUCGUUGCUUGAAUCUCACCCCCAGCUUUUUCAGGUCAAGAACGCCAAUGACGUGUUUUUGGCUGCUGAAGACGAGGCGACAUCCCCGGAGGAUGCAGUCGCCACGAAAGUUUCAUUUAUACCAGAGCAAUUUCUUCUCUGGAUGCUGUACAUUGACGCCAGCUGCCAGCCGAUGGGCCUGACAGAAUCACUUUACGAUUAUGUCAUGCAAUCUCAUAAUCCCGCUCUACAUCCAGAUCAUCUCCAUCGAUGCGCUCGUCUUUGGGGGCGAUGUUUCUGGGGCGAGCAGUAUCCAGACCAAGAGGUCUUGGAUGACAUUGAAAAUUAUCGAGCCCUAGAGCUACUACACGCCGGAUUUCACUUGCGCUACCGCACCUGGAAAGUCUUGGUAGGCUCUGGGUCUGGGCCUGAUACCACUGAGUCACUUUUCCGUGAGAUCCUUUCCACGCGCGAUAAAUACUCCGAUCUUUUCAUCACCGCCAAAUUCGCCGGAGCUGUUUCCGCCCGACGUACUCUCAACACUAUCUACAUGGGUGUCUGUACAUUCCACGCCCAGAUUCUACUUCACCGCCGGUUACUUUGCGUAGACAGACCACCGGCGGCAAUCCAUAGACAAGCCACGACCGGGAUCAUAGACAUCGCCCGCAAGCAAUUCACAGCCGAUCCCCGACUUCUACGACGUCUACAUUGGCCUAUUCUGAUGGCCAUCAUUGAGACAGACGAUGCCAACCACCAAGCGUGGCUUCGACAACGCCUACUCGAGCUACGCGACUUCCAUUCGGAGUACGCCUGGGCCAACGAGAUGGCGGAUGAGAUCCUGGCUCGGCAGGACGUGAGCCAGGGCUGCUACGUGAAUCUCGCUGAGAUACUACUCCAGCGAUGCCAUGCGCUAUGA